UUCCAGUUCGAGCAGCAGGGCGAUGCCGUGCUGCAGAAGAUGAACCUCCUGCGGCAGCAGAACCUCUUCUGCGACGUCUCCAUCUACAUCAACGACACGGAGUUCCAGGGGCACAAGGUGAUCUUCGCCGCCUGCUCCACCUUCAUGCGGGAUCAGUUCCUGCUCAAUCAGUCCAAGCAGGUGCGGAUCACCAUCCUGCAGAGCGCAGAGGUGGGCAGGAAGCUGCUGCUGUCCUGCUACACGGGAGCGCUGGAAGUCAAGAAGAAGGAGCUGCUGAAGUACCUCACGGCCGCGAGUUACCUGCAGAUGGUUCACAUCGUGGAAAAGUGCACUGAGGCUCUCUCCAAGUACCUGGAGAUCGAUGCUUCCAUGGAGGGCAGCGCUCAGGCUGCAGAGGGCUGCCACUCCUCGGACGCUGAACUGAGGAACGGGGAUGAGCUGUUAGAUAAAGACUGUGAAAUCAUUGAGAUCUCUGAAGACAGCCCAGAGAACGAGGAGUACCCUGUGAAGCAGGAGGAUGGGGACAGCCCACGGCCUGUGGCACAGAGUUUGGUGUCGGAUAGGAAGGACUCAAAAACCCCAGAAAUAUCAACGGUGGAAAUUGGGUACAAAGAUGAUGAAAUCUGUAUCUUUAGAAUGGAUUCCAUGAGUGUAGCCAAUGUGGAAAAUGAUCAUUUUCCUCAGCCUUGCACUUCCUCUAAAACAAAUUUAUACUUCCCAGAGACCCAGCACUCCUUGAUAAAUUCCACAGUGGAAAGCAGGAACACAGAAAUGUCAGGAAAUCACUUCCAGGCUUUUGUGGGAGACAAUCCAGAAGGAACUUCCAGUGCUGCGAAUGGGUUCCAGAACUUGGAGGAUUCCGGCACCUCCUGGCGGCACCAGUGCCCAAAGUGCCCGAGGGGGUUCCUGCACCUCGAGAACUAUCUCAGGCACCUGAAAAUGCACAAACUCUUCCUGUGUUUGCAGUGUGGCAAAACGUUCACUCAGAAAAAGAAUCUCAACAGGCAUAUCCGAGGGCACAUGGGCAUCCGUCCCUUCCAGUGCAUGGUGUGCCUGAAGACCUUCACUGCCAAGAGCACCCUCCAGGACCACCUCAACAUCCACAGUGGGGACAGGCCCUACAAGUGCCACUGCUGCGACAUGGACUUCAAACACAAGUCUGCUCUCAAAAAGCAUUUGACUUCUGUCCAUGGAAGGAGCAGCAGCGACAAACCAAACCUGAACACUAUCACAAAGGUUAAAAUUGACUAUGAUUGA
Messenger RNA from Acanthisitta chloris (rifleman), 1257 nucleotides. It is a transcript of the gene ZBTB6, whose product is annotated as zinc finger and BTB domain containing 6. Gene Ontology annotation, molecular function: protein binding; DNA-binding transcription factor activity, RNA polymerase II-specific; RNA polymerase II cis-regulatory region sequence-specific DNA binding. The annotation marks the transcript as partial. Lineage: Eukaryota; Metazoa; Chordata; Aves; Passeriformes; Acanthisittidae. Gene Ontology annotation, biological process: regulation of transcription by RNA polymerase II. The transcript has 2 exons. The record is from RefSeq and is a predicted model, not a curated record.